UUAUUUCUUUCUUUCAUACAUGAAAUGAAUGGACAACAAUAGCCGGUAAAAGAAGACGAUGAUAUAUCGAUUUGUGUGCCUCUGAUUUUGGCCGCUAUACUCCUUGUUGAUUUGUGUGAAUGUGUGCGUUGUGAACAAAAAUAACUAUCUAUCUAUACGUACUUCUACGCGUUUAUCUGAAAGUUGCGACUACUGUACUCAUAUUUUACUUAAUUUUUUGUGUAUUUUUGUAUUGUUUCGUCCAAAACACAUAAUCCUUCCGGAUACAAUGGCUCUCUGUGUUUGCAAAUGCCUAAAUGUAACUCUUGAAGGUGAUAAAAUUGAAGACAAUGUCGAUAUUGGGAAACUGGAGUUAACAUCCAUGGAACAAAGGGAUAUUUUUUUCAGUGAGAAGCUGCUAUCGUGCUCUUUAAGCAGCCUGAAGAGCCAGGUGACCCAACCUGCCCUGGUGGAACAGCGACCAGUGGGCAGGUGGACAGUGCACUCCUGCCUGGCUUGUGGAGACGCUACUCAUGCUAUAUCACAUGACAAAAAUGGACCUUAUGCAUUACUUAUUUCUAAAUCUAUUCAGACUACACAAGACCGGAUUAAUAAUUUGAAAAAGUCAAACAAUUAUUCACCUGUAUUUAAUUUAUUAGUGCCAGAGGUAACUAAUGAUAUGGAGAUGAAGGAAAAUGUGGAUACAAACAAUGUUAUAAACAGUGAUAGGAAUGUGUGGCUGCCGACCCAGCAAGUGAUCGGCACACUCAGUAAACAGUUGAAUCAGACUCUGCAGUCACAGCUGGAGGCAGUUGAAGAGUCAGUCAGGCAGUUCAGAGAUCAGAAGUAUGCAGAGUUUGAAGCCUAUAGGGAGAGGGCUCAAAGAGAUCAUAAAAUUUUAGCUAGUAUCAUAAGCAAGGCGCGCAAUAACGUCGACCGAGACAACUGGCGGAUCGACUCGACACUUGACAAUGGACCACCCUCCCCCCAUCUACCCCCUCUACAGAGGAGAAGGCUGUCCUCUUUCAAAGAUGCCAAAAAAGUCACUCAGAAUUAUGCUAAGCCCCCCAGAAAUAUGCAACCCGAAGAAGAUUCGUUAGAAGCAGAAGAUCUCUUUGAUUUAGAAGGCUAUGAUUCGAGGAAUAAUAUGCUCUCUGAUCAGGACGAUUAUGAUUCUGAUCAAGGUAGUAAUGACGAGGGUAUCCAUAUCUCUCGUCCUCGCGGCGGCGGCGGAGUUGAUAUGAUAGCACGUUCUCUACCUAUGAAUAUGCCAAAGUUCCCCGUUGACAGACCAAGUCAUCGGGAUUUGGAUGAUGAUGAGGACCCGCAAGAUAUUGCGGCGAGUAUCAAGGCACUGGCUCGGUCAGUGCACGGCGACGUGUACGAGCUACCGCGGCCGCGCUUCUCCACCCAGAUCUAGCGAGCCUACCCUCGCACCUUCCCCGAUCUCCCCCACAGUCCGUGUAACAUGUUACAAACAAGUACAUGGGCAGCCCCCGCUUUAAUAUACUAAAUCAUUCAAAGUUAUCUCGUCGAGUUGUGCAUGACUGGUGUGCUUGAGUUAUACAUACACUUGCCACACAUUGGUGCUUCAUAUUGUGAUCACAGUGACCCUAAACCCAAAUUAUGAGUAUAAUGUGACUAACAAAGUAACAACUAGUGACAAUACAAGCUACAUUAAACAAACAGAUAUAAUAUGGCAGCUAUAUUUUAACUCCAAACGCUUAACAAAAUGGAUACUUGGGAGUGUUAUAAUGUUAUGGAUUAAGAUAGAAAUAUAUGAAUGGUAAUAGAAUAUAAGAGGCUAUAAUAUAUUACGGUAAGCAGAUUAAUUAUAAAAAAGAUAAAACACCAAAUUGUUUCUAAUGCAAUUAAUAAUGAAAUUAUAACUGAUUUGAACAUAGUUUUCUAUCAUACAUAAUUUUGAAUUAAACAAUGCCAUUUUUGUUAGAUUUCGAUAAGUACAUACUUGUAAUUUUAAUGAGAACAAUAAAGUGUAAUUGUGAUUCAAUAGAUGUGAUAUGUUGAUGUGGUUCAAUGUAUCCAUGGCUAGAAUAUAAUUCGUAAUAGACCAUCAAUUACUGCAGAGUCAAUUAAAACAUGUAACAAAUCAUAUAGUGCUAUAUUUGUGUGCUUAAUGUUCAAAUGCUUGUUGUAACGACUACUAAUACUGAUAUAGUCUAGCCAUGUAAGAGUUAAUGGAUAUAAAAUAGAGUUUGACAAGAUAAUGUUAUAGAGUUGACCUAAGAUAAUAUUGCCAUAUUACUGUGAAAUAUUCUUUUCGGCUGUCGAAUGUUGUCGUACCUAUUAAUUAUAAAUGUACGUGCGAAAGUGUCUUGGUGUCAGUGAAUAUUGUUAAAUGUAUGUAAAUAUAAUGAAAAUUUUAUAGAUGACAAGUAAAAAUAUAACUAUGAAUUGUUAACAUCUAAGUCAUAUCCAUGUUAAUAGACUUUUCUAUUAUUUUUAUCUGGUGUUAUCUUAAUGAUAAGUGAAAAGUGUACAAAAAUAUGAAUACCUUGCAUUUCUUACUAGUCUUUUAGGGUCACGAAAUAUUUUUUCAUUGUUAACAUUAUUUUCAGUAGGUAGUUAUAAAAUCGCAAACAUAAAAUCAUAAAUUGUACAUAAGAGAUCAUUGUUAUUACGUUAAAUAACGAUACAAUAUUAACUUUUAUAAUCAUUUAUUUUUGUACCCAAUAUUUUGAAUGUUUAAGUAAAAGGUUAACAGUCAGAAACAGGAGUAGGCUUCCGUGUCGUGACAUCUCGUUUGUAUCGUUUAUCGUUUAUUUUGUAUAACUUGCUUAGUCUUUAAGUUAGGAUACUUUACGUUUUCUUAUCUCGAGUGAAAAUUGAACAAGUGAAACAUAUUUUCAGCGUCUUCCAAUAGCACUGAUUUAUAAAAUUAAAAUAUGUUUUUUAAUGUGAUGUCUAUUUCAGUCAGUUGUUUUUAUUUUAGCUAAAACUAAUAAAUUGUUUCACUGGUGUGAUUAUAAUGAGAUGGACCUUGAUUGUAUGUAUUAGAAGUAAUAAAUAUUGAACGUGUA
Molecule: messenger RNA, 3020 nt
Organism: Spodoptera litura
Lineage: Eukaryota; Metazoa; Arthropoda; Insecta; Lepidoptera; Noctuidae
Biological process (GO): negative regulation of TOR signaling; neurotrophin TRK receptor signaling pathway; negative regulation of protein kinase activity
Cellular component (GO): cytoplasm
Source: RefSeq, a predicted model, not a curated record